AUGACCAAAUCCCAACCUCCUGCUGCCUCGAAGCUCGACCCUCUCCGUGAUUCUUUCGAUGCUCAACUUUGGUUUGAGAAUGUGCAACGCUUGAAAGAAAAUACGAGUGGUCAGUCGAGCAAACGCUUGAGCGUGAGUUUUUCUCGACUAAGCGUGUUCGGCUCGCUUGGCCUUCAAAAUUGCCAACAUACGACAAGGGUUCAGAUUCUCCAUGACUUUGAAGGGGUGGUCCGGAGCGGCGAGAUGCUACUGGUCCUUGGCAGACCAGGAAGCGGCUGCUCAACGCUGCUCAAAUCUCUAGCUGGUGACAGGAAUGGGAUAAAUGUCGAUGCUCAGGCUAGCCUUAACUAUCAUGGUAUUACAUCAGAUCAGAUGAGGCGCCUUUUCCCAGGGGAGAUGAUAUACACUGCCGAAGAAGAUGUUCACUUCCCGGAAUUGAGCGUUGAUCAGACUUUAUCUUUCGCUGCACGCGCGAAGACGGCUCUUUCGCCACAGGUAGGCAAAUCCGUUUUGGAGUGGUCGGAACACCUCAAAGCAGCUCUCAUCACUUUGUUCAACUUGGAACGAGCAUCUAGUGUUCUGAUUGGCAAUCAUGUCAUUCGAGGAGUGUCCGGCGGCGAACGGAAACGCGUUAGUAUUGCAGAAGCCAUCCUGAGCUGGGCUCCAUUCCAACUCUGGGAUAACAGCACUCGAGGUCUUGAUAGUUCUACUGCUCUCUCAUUCGUGCGUGUACUACGCUACUAUGCGACCUCGUCAGGUGGCUGUAUCAUAAUGAGCAUAUAUCAAGCCUCUCAGGCGAUCUUCGACACUUUCGACAAGGUAAUUUUACUCUAUGAGGGUCGACAGAUAUUCUUUGGGACGACUAACAAUGCAAAAACGUACUUCGAGGAGUUGGGGUUCAAAUGUCCUAAGCAUGUAUCGACAGCGGAUUUCUUGACGGCAAUCACACAUCCGGCUGAGGCGAGACUGCUUGCAACCCCAGACACUCCAUCGAGUCUUCUCCGGAGCCCGACGCAAUUUGCAGAGCACUGGGAAAGAAGCUCUAGCCGCACGAAGCUUCUGCAGGACCUGCAGACCUAUGAACACGACUAUCCGAUCGGAUCCGGCUGUGCUACAUUCACCCGGAAAAUACAUGCAGGGAAGGCCAGUAAGAUAUCAAAUUCGUCGCCAUAUACAAUAUCUCUCCUGUCUCAAAUACUACUUUGCAUACGUCGCGCCUUUCAAAGACUAUCUAGAAACAUCUCGCCGGCAUUAAGUGGCACUUUCGGGAAUGUUGUGAUGGCCGUCAUUGUUGGAAGCGUAUUCUUGGGUCAGGACUCUACGACAGCAAGCCUGGACAACCGUAGCGUCCUAAUAUUCUUCGCUGUACUCUUGAACGCGUUUAUGAGUGCUUUCGAAGUCCUCACUAUCUGGGCCCAGCGUCCCAUCGUGGAGAAGCAAAAUCGAUAUCGUUUCUAUCACCCAUUUGUCGAAGCGGCAGCGGCGAUGAUCUGCGAUAUCCCUAACAAAGUCUUCACUUCUGUCUGUUUCAACCUUGCCCUCUACUUCAUGACAAAUCUCCGAAGGACCCCGGAGGCCUUUUUCAUCUGGUUUCUCUUUUCAUUCACAUGCUUCAUCACCAUGUCUAUGUUCUUUCGCAUGGUCGGCUCUUCAUCUCGUACUAUCGAACAGACAAUGGCUCCCGUAGCUAUUUUUAUCCUCAAUUAUAUUAUCUAUGCCGGAUUCAUAAUUCCGGUCGGGCUCAUGCAUCCAUGGCUAAGCUGGAUAGCCUACAUCAAUCCAUUGUCAUAUACCUAUGAGGCUCUGAUGAUAAAUGAGUUCUCUGAGCGUCGAUUUGACUGCGCUAGAUUUGUGCCUUAUGGACCCUCAUACGAGGGUCUAAGCCCAUUGGACAGGGUAUGCGCAACGAAUGGCGCCGUUCCAGGUCAGAACUGGAUCGAUGGUGAUUCCUUUUUGGCUCUAAACUACGACUUUCGUGCUUCGCAUCUUUGGCGGAAUCUGGGUAUCAUAAUUGCCAUGGGGUUUGUAUUUUGUGUGGCUCAUCUAUUUACAUCAGAGAAGAUUCUGGCGCAACGCUCCAAGGGCGAAGUGCUUCUAUUCAAGAAGAGGAAUCAGGUCUACAAGUCGCGAGGAGCUGAUGAGGAAAGACCCGCGAUGCUUCGACUCCCAGUAGCCACGUCACAUGGGCGCGUCAAUCCAAGUUCAGAAGAAACUACAGGACCCACCUUCGUCUGGAAAGAUCUUUGCUACGAAGUCCAUCAUCGAAACACCACCAAGAAGAUCAUCAACGGCGUUGACGGCUUCAUUCGGUCCGGCUGUCUCACAGCAUUGAUGGGAGCAACUGGCGCUGGUAAGACGACGCUGCUGAACGUGCUUGCGAAUCGAGUGUCGCCAAGCGACGUACGUGGUGACAUAUUGGUUAAUGGUAGCCCUCGAAGCACAUCAACACAACGGAAGAUUGGGUACGUACAGCAGGAUGAUGUUCAUCAACCUACAAGCACCGUACGAGAAGCUUUAGUAUUCAGCGCUAUGCUGAGGCAGUCUGCUAUUACUCCGCAAGCCGAGAAGAUGGAAUACGUUGACUAUAUUGUCCAUAUUCUCGAGAUGGAAGCAUUCCAACACGCAGUUAUUGGCGUUCCAGGGCAAGGCCUGAAUAUUGAGCAACGAAAACGUCUGAGUAUAGGCGUUGAGAUGGUAGCGAAGCCCGAACUGCUUUUAUUUCUUGAUGAACCAACGUCUGGUCUCGAUAGUCAAUCUGCAUGGUCGAUCUGCCAACUGUUGCGAAAGCUCGCUCAUGAGGGCCAAUCAAUCAUGUGUACGGUUCAUCAGCCAUCAGCUCAGAUUCUGCAGCAGUUCGACCAAAUCCUGCUUCUUGUUGCUGGAGGCGAGACAGCGUACUUUGGUGAAGUUGCGAGAAUGACAAGUUAUUUUGAGCGGCACGGUGCACUGAGCUGUGGAAGCGAUCAGAAUCCUGCCGAAUGGGUGGUUGAUAUAAUAGGAUCGACCGUGAAGAAUCUGGACAGCCCUAAUUGGGCACAAAUCUGGAAGAAAUCAGCAGAAUAUAGCGAUACACGGCGCUUCCUGGACACGAUCAGCGCGCAGCCGGGUGGCGCUGAUACCGAAUUCCGUACAGAGACCCAGCAGCGGCUUCAAGAUCAGUCAGAAUACGCUUCGCCUUUCAAAACGCAGUUAUAUUAUGUUCUCAUGAGGACUUUCCAAGAGUACUGGCGCAGCCCUGUUUACAUAUGGUCUCGGUUCGUGCUAUGCGUCGGCACUGCUUUCUUCAUCGGUUUCUCGUUCUGGGAGAGCCCCUCAAGUAUCCAAGGUCUCCGAAACUCUAUGUUCUCAACGUUUCUCUUCUUCAUGAGCUUUAGUCAAGUUAUACAGCAAAUUAUGCCGCAUUUUGUUGAAUCGAGAGCUCUGUUCGAGGCGCGAGAGGGACCAUCGAAGACAUACUCCUGGACUACUUUUAUUUUGUCCCAAAUUAUUGUCGAGAUACCCUGGCAAACUCUCAUGUCUGUGGGCGCAUUUGUUGUAUGGUACUUCCCGAUCGGCUUUCAAAAUGGUAUUGAGGACGCCGCAGAACAACACGAGAGAGCGGGUAUCGUAAUGCUGUUUGUUUGGGUGUUCUAUUUGUUCACUAGUACAUUCGCCAUCCUUGUCAUAGCAGCUGUCGAGCACGCUGAGAUGGGAGUGAACCUUGCACAGCUCUUCUUUUACCUCAUUCUUAUCUUUUGCGGGGUGUUAGUGCCAUUCGGAGACCUGCCAAGCUUUUGGAAGUUUAUGUACCGCGUAUCGCCACUGACUUAUCUCGUUUCAGGGAUCUAUUCGUCUUCGAUGGCCUUCAAACCCGUGAAGUGCUCCGAAAUUGAAGUCCUGCAGAUCCCUAAUCCCUCAAACCAAGAAUGCUCGGAUUAUCUAAGUCCAUUCAUCAAGACAUACGGGGGAUAUCUCAUCUCGAACGACUCGCGCGGCUACGCUUACUACCAGCUUGCCGACACCAAUUCAUUUCUACAGGCGUUAGAGAUGGAUUACGCUAGCCAAUGGAGUAACUUCGGAUUACUUUGGGGGUAUUUGGCUUUUAAUAUCAUCGCGACCUUCGCUAUCUAUAGACUCCGAGGUCACUAUAUAAGUGGACCGUAUAAACCGAUUCCUACUCAGACUCUCUCUAAAUCUAAACGAAGAGAAUAG
Pseudovirgaria hyperparasitica is the source of this 4191-nucleotide messenger RNA. RefSeq names its product putative ABC multidrug transporter. Lineage: Eukaryota; Fungi; Ascomycota; Dothideomycetes; Acrospermales; Acrospermaceae. Gene Ontology annotation, cellular component: membrane. The coding region runs from base 1 to 4191 and encodes 1396 amino acids. The transcript has 12 exons. The record is from RefSeq and is a predicted model, not a curated record. Gene Ontology annotation, molecular function: ABC-type transporter activity; ATP binding; ATP hydrolysis activity. Gene Ontology annotation, biological process: transmembrane transport.